CGUCACGUGGCUUACGCGUCAAACUCAAAUUCCGUUACGUCACGAAAGUGAGGUUAUGUCUUGUACCGCGAAACAGGGAUUGUGAUUAGGAAUGAGCCGAGAUCAACGCAGGCCUCCAACUCUUCGACUUAGAUAAUGGCAGGAGCGGAAGGGCGGCUGGAAUUUGUGGCUGAACAAUGUCCAAUAUCGCCGCGAAGAAUCGGUCCCCAGAAUAUAGUGGUUCGUCUGCGUCGACGGGAGAUACUGGGCUGCAGAUACCCGGGUAGCCACCCUAUCGUAACGAGGCAAUUCUACCAAAACGUAUUCCCAAACUUCACCGUAGUAAACGUCGAGAAACCUCCCUGUUUUCUGAGAAAAUUCAGCCCUGACGGCAGGUACCUCGUCGCUUUCAGCUCUGACCAAACGUCAGUCGAGGUUUACGAGUACCGCGGAGCAUCCGCCGCAGCCGCUCUCCUCGUCGAUUGCAACGGCGAAUACGUUGGGCAUAAAAAUGACGAAAGAACUUUUCGCAUCAGGAGUAGCAUCUUCAACCAAUUUUUCAAGGCCAAAUGGAUCGUCAAUGUUGCUCAAAGCAAUGAACAGCUUAAUCGAGAAUGCAGUCUGUUCACGGAGGAUGGGCGUUAUGUGAUCGUGGGAUCUGCUGCUUACAUACCAGACGAACUACGUCCACACUUCUAUCAGAUCUAUUCCAAUAACGAAGCGUUAACACCAAAUCCUAGAUCUCCACUCGAAGACUACAGUCUUCAUUUGGUUGACAUUCGCACAGGACGACUAUGUGAUUCUAGGCAAUUUAAAGUAGAUAAAAUUUACCUGUCGCACAACCAAGGUUUAUAUUUAUUCAAGGACAUCUUGGCUGUACUUUCUGUUCAGCAUCAAACUAUACACAUAUUUCAAGUACUGGAUGGAAUGUUUAUUAACAUCAGGAGAAUUGGCAGAUUUUGCUUCGAGGAUGAUGGAUAUCUAGUCACUGCUUCUUGGCCUACUGUAAAUUAUAGACCUUUCAGAGAUGUCACAAUAAACAGCCUGAAGCAUAAACUGCUUGUGCACUUAUUCCAACGGGCUAAAUAUAUCAGUGACUUGACAAAGGAUCCGUAUGAACUACGCCGAUUUUAUCAGUAUUUCGAUCAGUUGAAGGCUCUGCGCAUGUGGAAAAUGCAAUUGCUAGACACAAAUCAUAUACUGGUAAGGUAUGCUAGUGAGGAAGUUGCAACACUACAGGCAAGUGAGCCAAAUGCUCAACCAGCCCUUUUGGUUAUCUACGACAUGGUUACUGCCAAAGUUUUAGGCGCUUACGAUAAUACAUCUACUCAGCUGUUGACACAGUUCGAAAAUUUUAGCGAUUUUUUUCGAAAUCCAAGGGUGAGCACUGACCGACAAUACAUAUGCUCACCGUCAAACAAUAUUUACUCGAGACUGAUACAGCACAGGUUUAAGCAGACUAUAGUCAGCGCGCGGUAUGGUGGUCUAACAGAAGCAACAAAAAGAUUGCUUGCUCAAUUGCCAAUUAGUGCUCAAUCUUACUCCACCUCUCCUUACCUUGAUUUUACGUUGUUCUGUUAUGAUGAAAAAUGGGUCUCGCUGAUGGAGCGGCCAAAGGCAUGUGGCGAGCAUCCCAUACGCUUUUACGCCAGAGAUUCUGGGUUACUUAGGUUCAAAAUUUACGCUGGGAUGCUGGGCCGAUUGACGCCAGUGGUUGCUAGAAGACUAGUUGCGUUCAUAUUUCACCCUAAUGAUCCCUUUGCAAUUUCCGUACAACGAACAAAUGCUGAAUAUAUUGUCAACUUUCACGUACGACAUAUUUAACAAAAGCUCUAUUAAUUCUAACUUGUACAUAAAAAUUAGUUAUCAAGUUUGAUAAUAUAAAAUCGAAAUAAAAAAUACGUGAACAAUACUCUGUUCAAUUCUGUGAUAUAAAUUGUCUUGUUCAAUAUUGUAAUUAUUUGUAAUAUUUAGGUGUAGAAUAUACAUAUGUAUGAUAUUUGUAUUAAUACGUCUUUUACUCGAAGCGGAAAUGUUAAGUAAAUAAUAUGAAUUUUGUACAAGCAGUAGUGAAAAUAAGUUUUGCAAAUUAAGUUAUAAACAACGUUUUACACAACGUGCCUGAUAUCGUUGUCAAUUAUUUGUAGUUAGUAAAUGCAUCAAAUAUUUUCUUUCCAAGUCCUCAGUUUUAAGUCCAAGAAAUAAAACACUUACAAUAAACAUGUAAAUAUAGUUGUAAACAGGUAUAAGUGUAAUUGACUACUUGGGUUAAAAAUAUCAUUGCAUCAACUACUCUUCAUCUUCUUCAUGUACAUGUACAUAGACUGAAACAAUUUGUGACAUACCUUACAGCUUUAUCGUCAUAAUUCUGAGGAAUAAAAAAUAUACUAAGCAAUAAAGUGUCUGCCAGU
Molecule: messenger RNA, 2390 nt
Organism: Neodiprion virginianus
Lineage: Eukaryota; Metazoa; Arthropoda; Insecta; Hymenoptera; Diprionidae
Gene: abo
Product: DET1 homolog
Exons: 8
Coding region: 136-1803 (555 amino acids)
Biological process (GO): positive regulation of proteasomal ubiquitin-dependent protein catabolic process; protein ubiquitination
Cellular component (GO): cullin-RING ubiquitin ligase complex; nucleus
Molecular function (GO): ubiquitin-like ligase-substrate adaptor activity; ubiquitin protein ligase binding
Source: RefSeq, a predicted model, not a curated record